Messenger RNA from Mytilus trossulus (common blue mussel), 1394 nucleotides. RefSeq lists its product as uncharacterized. Gene Ontology annotation, molecular function: protein disulfide isomerase activity. NCBI's taxonomy places the organism in Eukaryota, Metazoa, Mollusca, Bivalvia, Mytilida, Mytilidae. The record is from RefSeq and is a predicted model, not a curated record. Bases 45 to 1220 code for a protein of 391 amino acids. Gene Ontology annotation, cellular component: endoplasmic reticulum. Gene Ontology annotation, biological process: protein folding. The transcript is spliced from 11 exons.
UAGAUAUCUCUUUAUAAUAUUUUUGGUCAUUUCAGUUAAUCAAAAUGAAUUUUCAUAUAUAUUUCAAAAUUAUUUUAGUAUACUUUUUACAGGUAGUAGAUUUGAAAAUAAUUGAGAUAUCUGGGUCAAACCUUCUAAGAAAGCUUCAGAAUGAUGGUAAAUUCUUGAUAAUAUAUGUUACAAAUGGUUGUCAUGAAUGCAAUCUAGCAUAUUCAAAGUUUGUUGCUGCUUCACAGCCAUUUGACAGAGAGGAAAUAAGGUUUGGGAGAAUUGCUCAUACUGGACUUGCAGCUACAUUAGAAAUUGAUACUUUCCCGUCUCUAAUCUACUUCAAAGCUAAUUCAUAUCAAGUUAAUAGGGCAAAAAUAGAUAUAACAGUUGAUAGUAUUAUACAACUAAUCAGUGAUGUCACAAAGAGAGACUUUAUUUAUAUGGACAAACAUUAUACUGUGGAAGUAAAUAAAGCCAAUUUCGAUGAUACACUAAAUACACCUCGACAAUGCAAAUUAUUGCUAUUGUAUACAAAUGAGAACAAAGACAAAGUAGAAUGGUUUGAUGAUUUAGCGGAGUUAUUCAAAAAUGACGAUAAGAUAAUGUUUGCCCGUUUGGACGUACACAGAGAAGGUGAACUCACGGAUAGGUUCAAAGCGAGGGCGUUCCCAGCUUUAUACUGGUACAGCGAUGAUGAAAUUCCACGAAAGAGCAUGUACGGGGGAAGAUUUGAUAAAAUAGAAAUAAUGGCAUUCAUUGCUGAUAAAACUGGGAUCACAAGACAGCAAAGCGGGGCUUUACCAGAAGGAGCUGGGCUUUUAAAAGAAAUGGACGAGUUGAUCAAAGCUAAUAAGAAUACUAUCGCUAGUGGCAAGAAAAUGAAAAAAAUUGUGCAGAAAGCUAAAGAAAUUAUGGAAUAUUACGACGACAAAGAUUUACAAGAAAUAGCUGAAUACUAUGUUUACUUGUUGGAAGAGGUGGAAUACCACGAGGAAACCUCAGUAAUAGAUGACGAGCGAUACUAUCUUAUCCGAGAAUUAGUCGAUCCAAAAGGACCAAGACAGCGUGAGUUAUUGCUCAAAAAACAAAAUGUUGUUCGGCAAUUCUUUGAUAUAAUGGGAGAUAAGUUGCUGAAGAGGAAUUCUAAACAGUCACCAAUAGUGAAAGCCAAGGAACCACGCCCACAUAAUCAUCACCAUGAUAAAAUACACAGACACGAAGAAUUAUAAAAAGUGGCCAAUGACUUUCACGAACAUUUCAAAUAACACGUGUUUCUGAAAUCAUAUUUAAAUCGUCAUGUAUUAACAGAUUAAUUAGUUCUUAUGACUGCCUCCUUUCUAUCUGAUUUGUUUUAAUUUAUAUGUAGUUUAAUCAUUCUUUCAUUAGGCAUUUUACUUAAUUUU